AUGGCUUUCUUCUCGCCAUUCAUGACAAGCUCUAUAGCCUUGUCGCUGGCUGCGUUGGAUAGUAUUCCUGCUAUUCAGAGCAUCGUCAACCGCAUCACCCGAGCUCGUGACUACGAGCCGAUCGAGUUGGCCAGAGAUGUCUAUCGCGACGAAGAUGGCGAGGCGACCGAGGAAUCCCUCCGAGCAUUCUCGGACAAAUGGCAAAGAAUCGCCAUUGCCCUAUUCUCUCUAACUGGGUUAUUAUUGACUCUCGCAUUGGCUGUUCUUUCAACAUUGAAAACUGGAGUCACCGAUGCUACACCGUUGGCGUGGUUACAGUUCGGGGUCUGGGUUUUGCUUGCUAUUCAGGCCGUUGCGUUCUUUACUGAACCCCGACCGACAAGCCGAUAUACUCUCGGCCUAUUCGCUUUCUGGGGGAGUACCAUCGCCAUCGUGGUUCCGGGCAUCGAACUAGGUACUCUGGUGUUUUCUCGGCUCUCCCAUCCUCGUGGAAGAGUUUCAGUUGCUCUGCAGGUGGCUCAGAUUGCCAGUACUGCGCUUCGUGGCUUGUUCUGUGUCCUGUUACCGCGUCGCCCAGAUGUUUACCACGAAGGUAAGCUGGUUGAACAGGAAUUUUCAGUUUCUCUACUCAGCCGCUUCACUUUUAGCUGGGCCAGUGAGUUGUUGAAUCAUGCAAAGAAAUACAAUGCCAUGGAACUGGACGACAUUCCCAAGCUCACGGCAUCGAAGCGUGCUGGGUUUCUCCGCCAAAAGUUCGAAAGUGCUAAAAAGGGUCGAAAGAUGUGGAAGGCGGUUAUCGCAGCGCAUUUUGGGGACCUGGUCCUUCAAAUAUCGCUUUGUGUGCUGGUUUGCUUCCUAAGCUUUGGUCCUCAAAUUGCAUUGUUCCAAAUCUUGAAGACCCUUGAACUGCGCGAUACCCCAUAUUGGAAUGCCGCAGCAUCGUAUCUCUGGGUUCUGGCCCUGGGUGGGCUGAUGUUCCUUGGAUCAAGUAUAGAAGCCCAGCUAUAUUGGCUAGUCUACUCUAGACUUGCAGUGCCAAUCUACGCAGAGCUUUCAGCUGUCGUCUUUGCCAAGGCCAUGCGUCGGAAGGAUGUGAAGCAUACAAAGAAGUCCACCACGGCUGAUGGCUCUGAUGCUUCCAGCAAAGGGUCCACGUCAGCCGAAACUGAGGUCGAUGAAGAUGAUGAGAAUGCGUUGAAGAAGAGUCGGCAGAGUAUCAUCAACCAUGCGGCCGUAGACGCUCGUCGCAUAACCGACUUUACUGCUCUAAACUACAUUAUUCCACAGGCAGUACUCAGAAUUAUCAUCGGCGCCACCUUUUUGGUUCAGAUUCUUGGCUGGCGUAGUGCCUUUGCUGGCCUUUCUAUCGCUGUUCUUGUCACGCCAUUGAACAUCUACGCCGCGAAAAAAAUAUUCAAACGCCCAAGACCGAAGCUGGCAAUCGUGACAGAAGUGCUGCAAGGCAUCCGGCAAAUCAAGUUCUCAGCCUUGGAGGAGCAAUGGGAGCAGCGUGUCCGGCAAACACGAGAGACAGAGCUUGGCGCGUUGUGGGCUUCUUUCAUUGCUGAUCUUGGCCUGCUUGCGAUUUGGAUUCUGGGCCCUGUCGGAUUGUCAGCUGUUUCCUUGACCACAUAUGCCAUUAUCCACGGGGGAUUAUCGCCUUCUGUGGCUUUCACGGCCAUGUCAGUGUUCUCUUCUCUCGAGAUGGCGCUCGCUGUUAUACCAGAACUCAUGUCAAUGGGUCUAGAAGCAAAAGUUAGCGCAGAGCGUAUCGAUAAAUUCCUUGCUACACCCGAAAAGAUCGUCAAUACCGUUCCCGCUGAUCAUAUCGCCUUUGAGGAAGUGUCUGUUGCAUGGCCCACAGAAGAAGGAGAGCCUCAAGAUUCCGAUGAGACUUUCGCCCUGCGCGAGCUGACCUUGAAGUUCCCUCCAAAGUGCUUGAGCGUAGUAUCGGGUCGAACUGGCUCUGGAAAGAGCCUGCUUUUGUCGGCUAUCUUGGGCGAAUGUGAUAUCCUCGCGGGUACACUCAAAGUACCCGUUCCACCUCCUAUUACAGACCGUUAUGACCACCUUGCAACGAAGGCAAAUUGGAUCAUUGACUCAGCCAUUGCCUAUGUUGCUCAGAUCCCAUGGAUAGAAAAUGCGACUAUCAAAGCGAACAUCCUAUUUGGACUCCCAGAUGAUCCAGAGCGCUAUAAAAAGGUCCUCUUUGCUUGUUCUUUGGAGAAAGACUUUGAGAUGAUGCCAGACGGCGACUUGACCGAUAUUGGUGCAAAUGGCGUCAACAUGAGCGGUGGUCAACGUUGGCGCGUCUCCUUUGCCCGAGCAUUGUACUCUAGGGCGGGUAUACUGAUCAUGGAUGACAUCUUCAGCGCUCUUGAUGCUCACACAGGUCGUCACGUCUUCGAGCACGCUCUUACCGGGGAACUUGGCCAGAACCGAACUCGUAUCUUGGUCACUCACCAUGUUGCCUUGUGUCUUCCUCGGACGGAUUACUCCGUGCUAUUAGAAAACGGUCGCAUCAAAUACGCCGGUACCAUUGAUGAACUGAAGGCAUCACGUCACUUGGAAGAUAUCCUUCGCGAGGAACAAGCCGCCGAAGAGGCGGAUCAUCUAGUUGAUGGAGAUGAUAAUGAAUUCCUCAAUGACGAAGAGACAACUCUUCAAAAGGUCAUCUCGAAUACCCCCCGCCGGAGAGCCAGCGCGGCUGCCAACGGGCACAAUCAUAACGGAAAUGGAACUACUCCUGCACAAUCGGGGACUGCGCAGCAGGGAUCUACGCCGAAGAAGUUCGUUGAAGACGAAAAGAGGGAAACUGGUUCGGUGCGGCUGUCAGUGUACCUUGCUUUCUUGAACAAAGGUGGUUCGGUAGCCUUCUGGCUACUGACGAUCUCUGUCUUCUUGCUAUUUUCAUGUCUCAUGAUCGGACGUGCAUGGUGGAUGAAUAUCUGGACAGGUUCAUCUUCCAAUACACGAGCGCACCCCGAGCAAUACGAUGUGUUGUUUCAGCAUACCAUGCAACCGACUGCACCAGUUCCACAAGAUGACGACCUCUUCAUGUAUCUUGGAGUCUAUAUUGCCAUCUCGGUCACAGCAUGCAUAAUCGGGACAGUUCGCUAUUACUUCACUCUUUUAGCAGCAGUUCGGGCGUCGAGGAACCUGUUCAAUGGCUUGAUUUAUAGUAUUCUUCGCGCACCACUCCGAUGGCUGGACACAGUUCCAUUGGGAAGAAUCCUCAACCGCUUCACAGCUGAUUUCCAUGCUAUUGAUUCACGAAUUGGAUACGAUAUCGGGUUCUUCGUGAACAAGAUGCUAGAGGUUUUCGCAGUCAUGAUUGCGGGAAUGCUUGUCGACUGGAUGGUCAUUAUGUUUGCCCUGAUCCUGCUGGCCAUAUGUUUGAAACUGGCCGUAGUCUAUCUAGCGGGUGCCCGUCAAAUCAAACGUCUUGAGAGCACCGCAAAAAGUCCCGUGUUUGAGCAGUUCGGUUCCAGCCUCGCUGGCCUGAUUACGAUUCGCGCUUUCAGCAAACCAGACACCUAUAUUGAGAUCAUAUACCACAAGGUCAAUCGCCAUGCACAGGCAUGGUGGAAUUUAUGGGUGUUCAAUCGCUGGCUCGCGUUCCGAAUGAAUGUCGUCGGCGCUAUCUUCUCAACUGUCACUGCCGCUCUUGUGAUCUAUCUCCCAGGCAUCAGCGCUUCCCUUGCCGGCUUUGCUCUGAGCUUUGCGUUGCAGUAUAAUUCAGCAAUCACGAUGGCACUGCGGCAAUAUGCUAACAUCGAAUUGAACAUGAACGCCACAGAGCGUGUUCUCGAGUAUUCCAAUAUUGAGAUCGAGAACCAAGGAGGGGCCGAUGCACCCGCGGCUUGGCCUACAGAAGGCAAUCUCGAGGUCCACGAUCUUGUAGUAGGCUACGCACCAGAUCUACCACCUGUCUUAAACGGACUCAGCUUCACGGUCGAGAAAAACCAGCGCGUGGGCGUCGUCGGACGCACCGGUGCAGGCAAGUCUUCGUUGACACUUGCACUUUUCCGAUUCCUGGAAGCACGCUCAGGCCAAAUCUUCAUCGACGGACUUGAUAUCUCCAAGAUCAAACUCCACGACCUCCGCAGCCGACUUGCUAUCAUCCCACAAGACCCGGUUCUAUUCUCUGGUACUGUGCGGUCAAAUCUAGACCCGUUCGAUGAAUACAGCGACAAGGAGCUUUACGAUGCGCUGGCACGCGUGCGACUCAUUUCUGAGGCCGAUGACGACCAGCUCACCCUGACGUCGCAGACUACCGCGCCUCAUCAGAUCAGCGAAACGGGAACCACGACACCAAAUACAGUCCAGAAAACCAACUCUAAUGUCUUCACCUCUCUUUCCGCGACAAUCUCCGAGGGCGGCCUCAACUUCUCUCAAGGACAGCGCCAGCUUCUUUGUCUCGCACGUGCUAUUGUUUCGCGGCCCAAAAUUAUGGUUCUGGAUGAGGCGACGUCCGCUGUUGAUAUGGAGACCGAUGCGUUGAUUCAGCAGUCUAUUCGCGCGGAAUUCGGUCGUAAUGCUACUACGCUACUAGUCAUUGCUCACCGGCUCAGUACAAUCGCGGACUUUGAUCGCAUUCUUGUUAUGGAUGCUGGAAAGGCAGCUGAGUUUGGAUCGCCGAGGGAUCUUAUGGGGAUUGAGGGCGGCGUGUUUAAGAAUCUUGUUGAGAACAGUGGGGAGAAGGAUGUGCUGGAAAAAAUGAUCUUUGAGUAG
Penicillium paradoxum is the source of this 4734-nucleotide messenger RNA. RefSeq names its product putative ABC bile acid transporter. Gene Ontology annotation, cellular component: membrane. The record is from RefSeq and is a predicted model, not a curated record. The transcript has 4 exons. NCBI's taxonomy places the organism in Eukaryota, Fungi, Ascomycota, Eurotiomycetes, Eurotiales, Aspergillaceae. Gene Ontology annotation, molecular function: ABC-type transporter activity; ATP binding; ATP hydrolysis activity. The coding region runs from base 1 to 4734 and encodes 1577 amino acids. Gene Ontology annotation, biological process: transmembrane transport.